UGUCGUGCGACUGUUCAAAUUCAACUCGCUUAAUUCCUUGACUGGAAGACACAGAGAAAUCCUAUUUUAGACUGAUAAUUACGAUGUGUGUAAAGCAUUUUAAAAAAAUUUGACCAUUGUAUGUGGAUCCAUUAUUAUAAGUGCAGCUGCAUUGGAGAUCAGUGCAAAGCCAGUGCCAUCGGUUUCUGUUGACUCCGUGAGAUGUCAGACAAAACACCUGCGUCAAUGCUCAAUGUAUAAACUAAGACGAUAUGACCACAGUUGACACUUUCUUCCGUUACAAGCAAACUGCAAGUACGCGAUAAAGAAUGAGAUCCCAUAUUUUAAAAUGGAUUCCACUUCUGAUGACGCUAAACUUGAUAACACCGUGCCCUUGCUUCUCGUCUGGUGAAGAUGAUUUCAACAAUACUGGUGAGGAUAUGUCCGGCAGUGGAGAUGUAUCCCAGUCCUUUCAGUGUCCGCAACAGAAGUCAGUUGUCUUUACUGUUAUACAAAGACAUCCCUAUGCUAGAAAUGACACAGGAAUAAUGACUCUACCGGACUUGAUUGACCUUGACAUGAUGGCAUCGUCGCUGUUUGAGAAAUGCACGUGUUUCUCCAACACAAGUGUUGAAAUAAAAGUUGCGGAGAACAGAAGCCAAUUGGAGAAGAUUGUCACGGCAAAUCAAACUGACUUUGGAUUUCCAGUCUUCUCGCCAGUUG
This is a messenger RNA of Exaiptasia diaphana, 702 nucleotides long. RefSeq lists its product as uncharacterized. The transcript has 3 exons. Lineage: Eukaryota; Metazoa; Cnidaria; Anthozoa; Actiniaria; Aiptasiidae. The annotation marks the transcript as partial. The record is from RefSeq and is a predicted model, not a curated record.